Molecule: messenger RNA, 1016 nt
Organism: Rubroshorea leprosula
Lineage: Eukaryota; Viridiplantae; Streptophyta; Magnoliopsida; Malvales; Dipterocarpaceae
Source: the annotation of a GenBank genome assembly
AGAAGGUUGGAGCCUACUUUGAUCCACUGGAUGAAGAAGCUCGAGGUGGAUUUUCAGAUUUAAUGGAUAUUGGGGGUUUAGCACUGGCUGCAUGGAUCUGAUUAUGGGAUGCAAUCUCUUAAUAGCAUCCCAAGAUUUUGACUCUGGUGGUCUAGGAGAUGAUAAGGGGUUAGAUCUUGCUAAGGUUCUGUUGAAAGACAGCCUUUGAGGAAUGCAACCAAGGAUCAAUGCUCCAAGGGUUCCAGGAGGACAUCUGUAGCUGCUGUCCUAUUUGAGGGUGGAUUUGGGGUUUAGCCAUUUAGUGCUUGUCUGGUACCCUGGACCAUUCACAGGAUGGGACAAAAAUUAGUUCGAACCAAUAAUCACCCAUAUUUGGUGGUGUUAAUGGACAUGAUAAAACAUAUCCUACAUUUUGUCUAGUCUUAACCUCAAGCAAUAAAAAUUAUCCCACCUAAAACAAAAUCUCUUUCUUGCCCCUUUCUCAUUCCCUGUCAUCACGAUCCACAAUCACCUCCCAUUUCUGCUCACCUUGCUGGUCAUCGCCACAGUUAGUGUCACUACGUCAAGUUUUAUGUCAAUCCUUUGCAAUCCAACAAUUCCUGUGUCUUUAUUCUUCUCUAGUGCUGAGCUACUAAUUCUGGGCGACAAGAAUGGUAAAAUACUUUUGUCAAGAAGGCAGAGCUAGAGCUUGGUUGAUCUAAGGAUCAGACUAACCUUUGAUCCGUUGAUGCCAGCAAGAGCUUCGAUUCUUCUUCUCUGAUUCUUGCUGAAGAUUUCGUGAUAUCUUAGUCGAUGCAAGGUAGGGCUCCGAUUUACUGCUGAUCGGCGAUCCGCGAUCGGCAAUCGGCAAUUCUUGCUUCAGCUCCUGUGUUCUACUGUUCUGUGCUUCACAGUUACCGUGUUUUGUGAUAUUUGGAUAAAAGCCAUGGUUGAUUUGCCGGAGGAUGUAUAUUAAAAGUAUAUUAAUUGUAUUUUUUUUUUUAAUUUGUAUAGGGAAAUACAAAAAAAUUUAUCUU